This is a messenger RNA of Rhinichthys klamathensis goyatoka, 3275 nucleotides long. It is a transcript of the gene mark1, whose product is annotated as MAP/microtubule affinity-regulating kinase 1. The transcript is spliced from 19 exons. NCBI's taxonomy places the organism in Eukaryota, Metazoa, Chordata, Actinopteri, Cypriniformes, Leuciscidae. Gene Ontology annotation, cellular component: cytoplasm. The coding region runs from base 253 to 2625 and encodes 790 amino acids. Gene Ontology annotation, molecular function: protein serine/threonine kinase activity; tau-protein kinase activity; ATP binding. Gene Ontology annotation, biological process: microtubule cytoskeleton organization; protein phosphorylation; intracellular signal transduction. The record is from RefSeq and is a predicted model, not a curated record.
CCCGCGCGCGCGCACACACACUCGUCCUGUCCGCGCAUCCGCAGCGUCGCGCUCGCUCUAUCUCUCUCUCUCGCCCGCGGCUGACGCGCUGACGCGGGCCGCUCCUGCUGGAUAUGUGCAUGUUAUAGUCGUAGGUUGAAGGCCAGGAGACAUGCCGGUGUGAAGCGGGCUCAGAUAUCUGUAUCUUCCGCGUUAUCUUCGCUAAGCGCGGGUCCGAGCGCCGGUGCGGAGCGCGCGGCCUGUAAACACAAGAUGUCGACCAGAACGCCAUUGCCCACCGUCAACGAGCGCGACGCCGAGAAUCACACGUCUGUGGAUGGCUAUGCGGACACACCAGCCCCCCCCACCAAAUCAGCGAGUCGCCAGAGUCUCCCGCGCUGUAGGAACUCAGUGGCGUCCAUCACGGACGAGCAGCCGCACAUCGGGAACUACCGACUGCUCAAAACCAUCGGCAAAGGGAACUUUGCUAAAGUCAAACUGGCCCGCCAUAUUUUAACAGGAAGAGAGGUAGCAGUGAAGAUCAUUGAUAAAACACAGCUGAACCCCACAAGUCUACAAAAACUCUUUCGUGAAGUGAGGAUUAUGAAGGUCUUAAAUCAUCCUAAUAUAGUUAAGUUAUUUGAAGUCAUUGAAACAGAGAAGACGCUGUAUUUAAUAAUGGAGUAUGCGAGUGGAGGUGAAGUGUUUGACUACUUAGUGGCUCAUGGGAGGAUGAAAGAGAAGGAAGCCAGAGCAAAGUUUCGGCAGAUCGUGUCCGCAGUGCAAUAUUGCCACCAGAAGAGAAUAGUCCACAGGGAUCUCAAGGCUGAAAACUUGCUGCUAGACGCGGACAUGAACAUAAAGAUCGCAGACUUCGGCUUCAGUAACGAGUUCACGAUCGGGAGUAAGCUGGACACGUUCUGCGGCAGUCCUCCGUACGCGGCUCCCGAACUCUUCCAGGGCAAGAAGUACGACGGGCCCGAGGUGGACGUCUGGAGUCUGGGGGUGAUCCUCUACACGCUGGUCAGCGGGUCGCUUCCCUUCGACGGACAGAACCUGAAGGAGCUGCGAGAGAGGGUGUUGCGAGGGAAGUAUCGCAUACCCUUCUACAUGUCCACAGACUGUGAAAACCUUCUGAAGAAACUCUUGGUGCUUAACCCAGGCAAACGGGGAAGUCUAGAGCAAAUCAUGAAGGACCGCUGGAUGAAUGUGGGUCACGAGGAAGAGGAGCUGAAGCCGUAUACAGAACCCGAGCCCGACUUCAGCGACACCAAACGCAUAGAACUGAUGAUCACCAUGGGUUUCCCUAAAGACGAGAUCACAGAGGCGUUAGUGGGGCAGAAGUAUGAUGAGGUCAUGGCCACGUAUCUCCUGCUGGGCAGGAAACCUCCAGAGUUUGAAGGGAGCGAUUCGCUGUCCUCCACAAACCUGUGUCAGAGGUCCCGCCCCAGCAGUGACCUGAACAACAGCUCCACGCCGUCUCCCGCUCACUCCAAAGUCCAGCGCAGCAUCUCGGCCACGCAGAAACAGCGCCGCUUCAGCGACCACGUCGCCCCGUCCAUCCCCCCGACCGUGUCCUACACCAAGCGCUCGCAGGCCAACAGCGUGGAGGGGGAGAAGAAGGAGGAGUGGGACGCGUCCCGUAAGCUGGCCUCCUCCAGCUCCAAAGCAGACGUGGCCGUCUCUCCUCUGGUGGCCCAGGAGCGCAGGAAGACCUCGGCCGCAGGGAACAGCGCUGCCGGGAUGACCAGGAGGAACACGUAUGUGUGUGAGAGAUCCAGCACAGAGCGGCACUCGGCGAUCCCUAACGGCAAAGACAGCAGCUUGACGGAGAUGUCGGGCUCUGCGAGCGCCUCUUCCUCGGUGUCUCCCGGGGGCUCCUCGGCUGGGGCCUCCACUCGCCCGCGCCACGUCAAGUCCAUGUCCGCCUCGGGACACCCCAACAAGUCCCCGCUGCCGCCCAUCGAGGACAACACGGAGUUCAAGGGGGCCCCGUCCACGUCUCCGUCAGCGCACAGCAUCAGCAGCAUGACCCCGGACCGGACCCGCUUCCCCCGGGGCACCUCGAGCCGGAGCACCUUCCACGGGGCGCAGCUCAGAGACCGGCGCAGCGCCACCUACAACGGCCCCCCCGCCUCGCCCACGCUGUCCCACGACACCGGCGCCCUCGCCCAGGCCCGGCGCGGGGCCUCCUCGGGCUUCAUCAGCAAGAUCACCUCAAAGUUUGUGCGGAGAACGCUGUCUUUCAGAACGGCGAGGUUGCCCAGUGAAGGAGAGGCCCGCGGUCGGGCGUACAGUCUGAGGAGCGGAUCCGGAGAACCCAAGGAGGAGGGUCGCGACUCCAAGCCGAGGUCGCUGCGCUUCACCUGGAGCAUGAAGACCACCUCGUCCAUGGAGCCGGGAGACAUGAUGAGAGAGAUCCGCAAGGUGCUGGACGCCAACAACUGCGACUACGAGCAGCGCGAGCGCUUCUUGCUCUUCUGCGUUCACGGAGACGCGCGGCAGGACAGCCUCGUCCAGUGGGAGAUGGAGGUCUGCAAACUGCCCCGCCUGUCCCUCAACGGGGUCCGCUUCAAGCGCAUAUCGGGGACCUCCAUCGCCUUCAAGAACAUCGCUUCCAAAAUUGCCAAUGAGCUCAAGCUGUAAGAGAAGGGUUCGAAAAAUAUGACACUAAAAAGGAGUUUCGCCAGGAAGUUUGAGCGCCAUUUUUGAGUUCCUGCUUCUGUACGCUACUGCUGUAAUGUUUAGUGGAGACAAAAAAUAUGAAUGCAAAAAGAUGAGAAAACGCUCUAGCCCCGAUCUUCAUGACCUCUAGCAUUAUACGCCUGGUUAAAACAACCAUCUUGCAAUAAUAUCGAUACCCUUUCAGGGUCGGCAGGACAGAAAAUCUGUCGAGCUAAUUAUCGUAACGAACUUCAAACCGACUUUUUCCACAUGUACAGUUCAGAUUUAGAAUGUUUUUGUUGUAUUGAAUUGAUCAUAGAGUUGUAUAAAACAAGACUUUCAGCCUACUUAUGUGGAGGUGUUGUAUAGUCACUAUUGAGCUCUGUACAGAAAAAUUAUGUUCAAUGUGUCAUACUUGUUUAGUUUGUUGCUUUUCCCCUUGUUUUUUUAGACUGACACCACCCAGUUUUAAUAGUUCUUUUAUAUGUUCUCAACUUUUGUGUAUGCAACAAUGGAAAUUCUAUUAUUUUCUCACCCUCAUCCGAUCAAGCCCGUAUGCUGUUAUUUUUCAUGAAAGAAGAACAUUUUAAAGAAUUGUUCCAUAAUGACCAGCACCAAAAAUGACAUAAAAA